Molecule: messenger RNA, 1647 nt
Organism: Musca vetustissima
Lineage: Eukaryota; Metazoa; Arthropoda; Insecta; Diptera; Muscidae
Product: transmembrane protein 209-like
Exons: 9
Coding region: 1-1647 (548 amino acids)
Cellular component (GO): membrane
Source: RefSeq, a predicted model, not a curated record
AUGAAUUGUAUGAAUGCAUAUUGCCUUAACAUUUUUAGUUCCCCACAGAAGCAGAACUCAAUAGUGGAACGUGGUUUGGAUCUGAGGCUGCAGGCAUCAAAAGCCAAAUACUAUUUGAAAUGGGGCUCCAUUAAUGUCAUUCUCUUGGCCAUACUACUCUUUGAUAUAUCGAACAAGUGUCCAUAUGCCGAAUCGAAUUGGUAUUAUGUGGAAUAUGCAGCUGCUGGAUUGGUCGGAUUGAGUGUUUUGGCAUGUUUCUGCAAAUAUUUCCUAUACGUAUUUCAUACACAACCAGUGCAGGGGACACAACAGCAAAAAAAUCUUUUAAAAUUUGACGAUAAUGACAAUUCAUUUGUUACCAGUAAUCCAAAUAAAAAGAAACCAGUUGACCAGGAACGUAAUGAAGCUCCCAAUAAUACAAUUCUUAGUUGGCACUCCUCGUUCAAUGAAUCUCGUGGUCCCAACUCACCAAAUUGGAGCUAUAGUCGGACAACACCACCGCGACAAAGUCUAAGUCCUCAACCGCAACAGCACAAUGCCUCAUGGAAUUCAUCAAUGUACAAUAAUUCAACAAUGAAUGCCAGUACAGUUAGCAGUAAUUUGUCAUUUUCAUCGCCCUAUCAAAAAUACGAACGCGAUGAAUUAAUUACCGAUGAAGUUAGUUUGCAUCGAUAUCUGAAGGAUGUGUCUCGUAAAGAAUACAGCACAACGGAAAUUACGGAUAUAAAUCCAGCUUUUAAUGCGGGUUCAAUUAACUCAUUUUGGAACUAUUGCAAUUCUGCUGCAAAUCUUUUACGGACUUCGUUAUAUCAAUUGGCACCAUCACCAGCUCCAGCAACACAAAAUAAACAAACGUCCAAAGAAGAAGGUGGUCUUAAUAUCAUUGAUAGCAACUCGGAAGUCAUCAAGCGUAUUUCGUCAGAGAAACUUGCCCAAUAUGUGGGUAAUUUACGUACGUGGAUUUCGUUUACCAUAUUGCAACGUUUGACGAAGGAGAUGGAACACAUCGAUGUAUCAUUUAAACAGCGUGGCUUGCAUGAUAUGCAAAUUGGUAGCAUUGGCUUGGAACGGCUAAAGAAAACAGUCGAAAAUCAACAAUUUGUAACACAAUAUAUGCCAAUGUUGCCAAUGGUGGUGCCAUUUUUAGAAAUGUCAAGCAAUCAGGAAUAUUUGGUUCAGCGUAUAAAGGAUUUAGCAAGAGGUUCUUGCAUUGCUGACUAUCGUUGGAAUUCGGGAUCAGAAUAUCACGGCCUUAAGUGGGACGAACAUUUACCAACUGAUUCGGCGAUACUUUUCCAUUUGUUCUGUGUCUAUUUAGAUUCCCAACUUAUGCCCUUGCCUCAGGGCGGUGGUCGUCCUUUUUAUAGCCGCUAUGUUAUUAUUGGCGAAGAAAAACGUUCAGCCAAAGACACUGUGGCCAUGGUACAAAACAAGGCUCGUUGUGCCAUCCUCUGUUCGAAUCCUUUAAAGCCCAAAUUCAAUUUCAUCAGCGAUGGUGAAAUACACAAUUGUGCCUAUGACCGCAAUAAUCUCUUCUAUGUUAUUAUCCAAUUUCUGAUUUAUAUGCGCACACAUCAGGAAAGUUGUUUGGAGGGCGUUAAUCUUGGUAAGAGCGGCAUUAACAUAAUGUGUGUCAUCGAAGACUGA